GUUUCAGUGGCGUUUCUCGGGCACUUGCUGUUCAUUCCAACCUAAACGACUUCCACCAUUUUCCUGCCGAGUUUCGAGAUGAAUGAAGCUGGCGAGCGUUCCACUGUUCAAUUCUAACCAGGAAAGUGGACGCGCACGGUACAUAUUUCCGUGCGGUUCCGACAAUCGCAACCGAACCGAGUGCGUGCCUUUUCGUGACGAUUUUUUGCACCCUUUUGUGUGUGUGAGUGAGUGAGUGUAUGUGCGCAGGGGGGCAGGUACAGAAGUCAUUCAACCUGAAUCAAAAUCGAUGCACCGCCGCCGCCGUCGCCGUCGCUGCGUUGUGCAAUUUUUGUUGUAGCUUUCAGUGUGUUGUGUGUGUGCGUGCGUGUACGUAUGUUUUCCGGAAAGAGAAAAAGAAUUUAAAGUUAAUACUGGCCCACAAGCUGCUAGAGUCUUGAUGGGUGAAGUGAAAAUAGCGUGCGGAAAUUAGUGAAUCGGAGGAGACGCGUUAGCCCAUUCACCUGUGCCUGCAAUUCUAUUCCCUGUGCAUUCCACACGGGUGCGUUUGUAUGUGUGUGUAUUUGUGUCGUUUUUCGUCAUUCUACCGAUUUGAUUGCGAAAAAAGAAGUGAAAAGUGUUCUUCGGAAAGAGGGAAAAACCCCACAACAGUGACCGACAUACAUAUUUGUGCGACAGUGUGCCCUGCUGUCCCUUCCCCAGUUCGGGUGUUAGCAGCACCAUCAUCAUCAUCAACAGUGUAAUUUUCUCGCGGCGGUAGAACGAAAAGAAGGGUGAAGGGCGAGAGCGCUAAAUAGCUAACUGUAAGGGCCGGUUUCUUCAUUUGUUUCGCCCGUCGUCACCAACACUAGCGCAUCGCCGAAGGCGCGUUGUACGCGAACGUGCAACCGGGUGACGCGAGUAUGGAACGUCGUGUUUUGUUGCGCUGGUGUCGUUACGCAGGAUAAUAAAAGUCUUCCGUUGGCGUCUAGUACCAAAAGAGUCGUUUCUAUUCGUAAGAGUUUAAAAAUUUAAACCGUUUUCGGUAGUCCACGUGUGCGGCGGACGCUUCAGUUGCUAGGGGCAACAACAAUCCGUGUAUACAACUGUGUGCCACACAUUUGCCCCAUUUGCUAAUGACGACAGUAGCAGCAGCAUCAGCAGCAGCACCAACCAUCACCACCACCAUCAUCACCACACCACGGUCGUCUCGAUGGGCACGAUGAUGGAAACGGAAUCGGUCAAGUCGGAACCGGGCAGCAAAAGCAGACGAUCGCGCACAUCGCAAAACCACCAGCAGCAGCAGCCACCGUCACAGCAGCAGCACAGUACGCUCGGUUCGCACCGGACGCGCCAUUCGCACCGGAGCAGCAGCAACAACCAUUCGCGCAGCGGCAGCAACAACAAGCGCCCCGACAUGGCCCCGUUCCAGACGAGCGUCAACCUGGGCGACGACGGGCGGGACGGGCAGGAGAUCAUCGAGGUGUCGAUCCUGCCGCAGGACGAGACGUGGGGCGACAACACGACCGCCAUCACGGGCAACACGUCCGAGCAGAGCAUCUCGAUGGAGGACGUCAGCUACUUCCAGAUGGCGGACGACCGGGGGGUCGGCUUCGCCUGCCAGCGCUACCUCGAGCGGGGGCUGGCGGUGAUGCUGUGCGCGGUCGCGUUCGUGAGCCCGCUGGCCAUGGUCGUGCUGCCGCGCGUCGGCUUCUUUCCGGCCGCGUUCGAAAGCCUGGACCUGUCGCAGAACGAGCGGCUGCGGCUGCUGGCCUGCAAUGCGGAGUGCAAGGGCAUGCUGGUGUCGCUGGCCGCCCGGUUGCUGCUGCUCGCGAUCGGGCUGUGGGCGCUGUUUCUCCGCCAGCCGGCCGCCAUCAUGCCGCGCAUCUUUCUGUUCCGCUCGUGCGCCCUGCUGCUGGUGCUGAUCUCCUCCUUCGCCUACUGGCUGUUCUACAUCGUGCAGGUGACCGAGGGCGCCCGGGCGAUCGUGUCCGGCUCGUCCGUGGUCGACUACCGAACGCUGGUCGCGUACGCCACCAGCUUCUGCGACACGCUGCUGUUCGUGCAUUACGUGGCGGUGGUGCUGCUCGAAAUCCGCCACCUGCAGCCGCUCUACCACGUGAAGGUGAUCCGCAGUCCGGACGGCGAGUCGCACAGCUACAGCAUCGGGCAGCUCAGCAUCCAGCGGGCGGCCGUGUGGGUGCUGCAGCGGUACUACACCGAGUUCAGCAUCUACAACCCGUACCUGGAGCGGCUGCCCGUCUCGAAAGCGCAGCGGAAGGCGGCCGCCGUCUCCUCCUUCAAGUACUACGACGUGGACGGGGCGACGCCGGCCCAGCAGCAGAGCCAAUCGCGCGCCGUGCUGGCGGCCCACGCCCGUCGCCGCGAUUCCUCCCACAACGAGCGCUUCUACGAGGAGCACGAGUACGAGCGGCGGGUGAAAAAGCGCCGCGCCCGGCUGGUCACCGCGGCCGAGGAAGCGUUCACGCACAUCAAGCGCAUGCAGCAGCCGUCCUCCCCGCAGCAGCAGCAGCACGAUCAGCAAGGUGAUGGUAGUGGGGCGGCCCCGCCAGCCAUCCCACUCGACCCGCAGGAAGCGGCCCAAGCAAUCUUCCCCUCGAUGGCGCGCGCGCUGCAGAAGUAUCUGCGCGUCACCCGUCAGCAGCCGCGCCACACGGUCGAAUCGAUCCUGAAGCAUCUGGCGCACUGUCUCAAGCACGACAUGUCGCCGCGUGCCUUCCUUGAGCCGUACCUGGUCGAGGCGCCGGUCCUGCAGAACGACAAGGAGCGCCGCACCAACCACAACUGGGCGCUGAUCUGUGACGAGCUGCUGUCCCGGCCGCUCUCCGACGGCUGCACCUUCCAGCUGAUCCAGAACGACGUCUCGCUGACGGUUUCGAUCCACCGGAUACCGCACUUCACCGUCAGCGAGGAGGUGGUCGACCCGAAGUCGAACAAGUUCGUGCUGAAGCUCAACUCCGAGACGAGCGUGUGACCGCGUGCGGUGCGCAACCGGAAAGGCGGAGCCGCACCGCCAGUGGCCGAUCAGUGGCAGCGGGCCGAGAUUUUGCAGCAGCUGAACCAUCUGCUCGUUACUGGCAAGCGUCGCAAUCGGAAGAUUCAGGACCGGUUGGUUUGAAAUGAGGACGCGCGAGUGAGUGUAUGAUUUAAGUUAGCACAAAAGGACACAACUCUUGGCGGAUAUUGUGUUAUGCGGUAAGAGAAGCUAGUUUUUUUUUAGCAGCUUGGUCCAUCCCGUUCAGUUUUGACUCGCCAAAGAGCAGUAGAUAGGGUAGCACGCGUCGCAGGGAAUCGGAAGCCUCAAGCAUCCACCAAGCAAAAGGGAACAACAAGGGAGCGCUACCCCACAUAUCCAAGACACACAUUAGCUUUUAAUGAUAGGAACUUUGUCUCUAUCGCUCUCUUCCUCUCUUUUACACGGAACAGAAACACGCACUCCCGUUGGUGUGCGGAGAAACGGAAUUCAGCAUGGAAGGAGACCCCCCGAAGGGAUACGGUCCGCGCCACCCAGGGUCGCUAAUGACGUUGGUGUUGGUGGCUUUUGCCUUUCUGGACGACAAGUUUAAUGAAGACACACACUCUGGUAGAAGUGGAAGAUCUCUUACGAUGGUGCGCACACAAACGCACCUAACCCAAGAAUCAUUCCGUCGAUCGAACUCUCAAACGAACGUUUCUGAGUGUUCUGAGUGACCCCUUGAGUUUAAUUCGUUUUUGAUCGUAACGAGCCCUGCUUUUUAUUGCUCCCGGGAAUAUUUGUACGACGCAUUGGGAAUGGCACAGCCAUGAGAGCCCCAUGAUGGCACACAACAGUGUGUGUCUGUUUGUCGUUCGUUUCGUUGUUGUUUAUUGGAAAACAAUCGACUUCCUCCUCGGCGGAAACACGACGUCAACGAAGCAUCUUUUGUCGUUAAAAAGCAUCCAGCCCCUUUCCAUCCGCCGUCUUAAUUAUUCGCCGAAGCUCUUUCUGCUAGACAGUGUGCUUUCGUCUCGUUGCUUCUUGUGGCAAGAUUGAUGGCUUCUCAAUCUUCCCACCGAAUCCAACAACACGAUGGCUGCUUUUCACCAUUUCUUUCCCAUCAAUUUCCCGGCCAAACUGUGAAUCGAGGGAGAGAGACACACACACACAGGUGUUUUCUCGCGAUAGUGUAGCCCUCAGACCUUCGUACAAGCGCUUCUUUGUAAAGGUUGUUUGAAUCGAAUGGCAACCGGGACGAAUCGAAUUUGUUGCUACCAUACAGACAACAGCACAGCCGUGUGUUCUUCGACUCACGAUUCUGUGAAGAAUUUAAAGGAAGAAGCGAUUCGAAUCAAAUUCAGCCUGCGGACGGGAAACAACGAGUACAACCGAGUGUGGAAAAUUGGAUUCGCGCGCAUCCUUUUGCUUCCAUCAAUCAGCACACGAUCGGCCCGGGUUGGUCUGUGAAAUUAGGCUGUACGGUAUUUAUGGGAUGAUGUUGCUCUAUCGCGCCUCUAGCAGGAAUUCCAUCAUCUUGGGAGCUCGCCUAAAAGCUUCCACCUGAAAUUAGCGAUGCAAAUCGUGUGUCUUAGAAGAACGUAUGCUUGUUGCUGCCUCUUGUCCCCGCCGGUUGGGUCGCUUGGCAAAUUAAUAUGUAACGCUCGUUCAAGACAUACAUUCCUUGUUUUGUCAUCUCGAACAAUGUUUCUUCGGUGCUACGUGUGUGCCGUCAGGAAGUUUUGCUAGGCGGCGCAAAUCGUCCACUAUAAUGUGUCGCGUAGUAUUUUUUUUAUUUUUGGGAACGAUCAUCACGCAGCAGCACCAGCACCAGUAGAUGGAAAUCAAAUGGUAGGCGCAAUCCAAGAUCAAAGCAAAAAGCCCGCGGCCACAAUCGCAAAUGCCCAUUCCUCUUAGGUGGAAGCAAGAGGGUUUUCUGCGGCUUUUCAGACUGCUCAUGUGUGUGUGAAGAGGGUGAAUAAAUUGGACCGAUCGGAAGGGAAUGGUUGAAGAUGGUCAGUGCAGUACAAGCGACGCUGUCUCCCGUGUGUGGUACGUUAAAAGGGAGGGGCAAAAUAGAAGGAAAAAAAAAACGAUAGAGAGCGCUGAAAACUAUUAGUAAGAUUUGCAUAUCAUUUACUAAUCAAAUCAUAAUCCCACCAGCUAAUAAUGAUCGUACGGUAUGGCAGCGCGGCUUCUCUCCGCGGUGCCUUCUGAUGCCGCCGAGGCCUGCGACAUGCCGGUGGAUUAUUAUUUCAGUUCCCAGUCGUUGGAUUUUUUGUGUGAUACAGUAUGGAAAAAACGGCCUCAGGGGGGAAAAUCCUGCUUUGAACUAAAGAUAGCGAUCGGUAAGGGAAAUGUACUUGCAUUUUGAUCCGGACAGCAACUGCAAUUAAUGGCUAAGCCGGAUGUGGAAUAGUAACAGCUAGAUAAGCCCGUCAAUGAGAGCCACUUUCACUGCCGGCUAAUAAGUAGUUCCUUAAAUAUUGUAUUUUUUAUUGAUUUUUGCUAUUCAAGCCAGCUUCGGACGCAUGUUUUUGUGCUUCAAAAUAACGCCAUUACUCUCUUCCCUCUCUGUAAUAAGCAACCACAAGCGCACAGCAGAAAACAGCAGAAAAAGAAGGCCAAAGUAUCGCUUCUCGAUCAAAGAAUGGCGAAAAUCAAAUUAACUCGGGAUCGUCACCUUUUGCGGGUCGGCCGGUCGCCCUCUGUGUGAACCCCAAAAGCUAGCUGCCCUCCUUCUACGUGGUGUGGAGGAUAAUUUGAUGAUCCCGGGAGCAGCACAGGGUUUUGGUUUUUGUGGUUUUUGUUAAUUUUAUCUUGUUCCCAGCGAUUCCCGUCGUCGCUCCGUGACACUUUGGAGGUUUCUUCUUUGCAGGCCUCCGCUGUAUGUUGGAAUGUGGCUUCGAGUUCAAGCCCGUACCGGAAGCAAUCCAAUAGCGAUGAUGCGCUGCACCAUUGUGGUCGGCUCGAUUAUUGGUCAUCGUUGUUUGGUGGAUGAUUGUGUCCCUUUCUUUUGAAAAGCCCAAACACAUAUAUUCGGAUUUAACAUUCUAAUAUCCAGUUGAAAGUAUUUUGUUCAAAAAAACAUACCUUCCUUUCACAGGUGGCUAACACCCAUUCCCUUGUUCGGACGUUUCCCCAGAUGAAAUGCAACAUCCCAACCUGCCUCGCUCUCUAGCCUCUUUUUCCUUCCCGUCCGAUAAGCCAAAAGUUUCCGGGUCGGCAUCGGAAAGUAGCGCACCCUUGAAGAAAGGCGAUUUGCUCUUUGCCGCCUCAUCCCCCGGCCAUUCGCUUAUCUGCCGUCAAAAGGGGCUACCUACCUGCGCCCAACGCCCGACCCAGGCAAAAUCCCAACAGGCAUGAGCAAUUGUGCAAUCGAUCGACGCGGUCCCUAGCGCUCGCCACACAGAUGGCAUCAGGAAGGGCGAAGACUAUCUCCGUCCCGAGCGGGCGUCUUUUUUUUCUCUCUGUUCUCUGUUCUGUUUCGAUUUUUCCUCAAUUCCCCCUCAAAAUUUAACACACCACCACCGCCACCAGCCGCCAGCUCGCUCUAAUCAUGGUGCGCUUGAGCCGUUUUGUUCUCUUGCGCCAAUAAUGCGCCACAACUUCACGCAGGGGGUGUUCCUGCGGGUUUUAUGGACAAUCGUGACUUUUAUGACCAAUACACACACACACAGGUCGAUAACAACACACCGGACCGAAGCGCAACCGACACCGGGGAUUGUAAUUUUGUUUAAUUUUUCUCUCCUCCCGUCGUUUUCGGUCGUUCGUCGUUCUCGGCCGGGAAAUGUGUGUGUGUGUGUGUGUUUGCUUUAUAUUGGAUUUUCCCCCCUCUUUGCACCAGCACCCCAGUGCUUGUGUAUCUUUGUUUUGGAAAUUUUCGACGCAUUCCUGGCAAGAGGGUCAAACUCUCACACCUCGAAUUCGACAUGCUGGAAUAUAUUCUUUACCGUCUGAUAUAUUAAGUACAAAAAGCUUGACUAUAUCAUCGUCCCAAGGAAGAAGAAACCACAAGAGCACAAUCGGUAGCUUUAGUGUCAAAGGGAAGAGCAACACACAGCCAAGACAAACACCCUCCGGGGAAGCGGGAGCCGGAAUAGGUAGGUGUUACCCUCUCUCGAUCAGCCCAUAUAUCGCCAUCGUGCCAUCGAAGGUCAAUUAGCCUUUUGCCGUCGUGGAAACCAAAAAAAAGGGAAGCGACGCGGCCCUUUUCCUUUGUGCGCUUCUUUUCGUUCGCUUCCCUUCCCUGGACGGGCCAGCAGCAGCAGCACACCUUUCCGGUUGCGUGAUUGCGACCGUUCGCUUGUUCUACCUUCGCCGAUCGAUCUCCAGUGAGUCACACAGAAGUCCACCGAAGAAGAGUCCCCGUAGAUAGCUGUUGAUAUCAAAACCUGCACGUAGAGAAAGCCGCGGGGAAAAUGGUAACCGUUUUUCCCUGCAUGACAAAAAACCCCCAAUCUGUCGCUUUGUUUUAGCGCCUUUCAUCAAGCAUGUGAUCAUCGGACGUUGCUUUUCCGCUUCUUUUUUUCCAGAAACAAUCUUCAAAAUUAAACCCACAGUAUGGUAGGAAGUAACCCUUCGAACGUUUUUGUGUUUUUUCAACAAGAGCAUCUUCUUGACCGUACAAGAACGGCCAAGGAAACGGCCCAUUGACUUUCGAUGUACCAAAAAAAAACCCCCCCUCUGCACACACUGAGCAUGCCACAGCACAGCAACAACAAUCAUUAGUUUUUCCUCCCAUCCCGGCGUGUGGGAUUUUUGGCUUUUGGGGCGUGAAGCUGCCGGCGCGCGCGCGCUGGGUGGAAGAAAAACGGCACAAAGGUAAUCACAUAAGUGGCCACUUCCGUCACGAUCCGCGGAUGGCGACAGCGCAAACGACGCGCUUGUCGAUGGCUUGUUUGUUGUAGUAGCGGUGCCUGUCUGCCCUCUCUUCCUGCUUUCCUCUUGAAUGUCCAAAAAUGCCACGGAGUCGUCCACUACUACUACUGGCCUUAAACCACUGUAGGGUGUCUCUGUAGGGGUUUUGUUCCAUCAUCUUACUCUGCUGGACAGUCAUCUCUCUUUCCCUUGUAAAAUUGCUCAAUAGAAGCCGUGUUGUGUGUGUGUAUGUCGUGUUCCGUUCCUGUUUUGGACUUUCUCGAAAUGGAUAAUUUCAGAAAUCAUCGUUGGAAGUCGAUUCGAAAAAAAGGUCACGCGGAAAAGGGAGGAACAGCUUGUUCUUCAAACCCAACUCAAGCAGCAUUGAAGAUACUAAAAAAACAAAUCAUUGUGGGUAGACUCUUUUGUUGCCUUUGUGUCUUACUGGUUGUAUUCUUUGGAACAGUCACUCUAAUCACACUUGUAAUUAUUAACGCCAAAAUAGUUCCACUAAACGGUAUCGCGCGCGCGUGUCUGUCUGUGUAAGGAGCCGUUAAAAAAGAGAGCAAGAGACAAUAAUUUAAAGUAUUUAAAAAUGUACUUAAAUCCCAAAAGACAAUUCUUAAUUGACCAAGCAAAAAACGCACCAUCUCACGACCUACAUAUCCUGCUUUUCCCAAAUUCGCGCUAUCACCAACUGAAACAGUUUCUGGAGCGUAUCAAACCAUACACACACAGUGUUUUAACACCGAUAUAAAUUCGUUUAUUUAUGAGUGUGCAGUUUGUAAAGCUGCCGAGCAGAAAUAAAAACCACAAAGUCGAUGGUCGAUGGUCGAAGAUUAGCAAAGUCCAAACAUCCACACCUAACAUACCACCACACACCACCAAACAAACCGAAAAAGAGUCGGAAGCCAAAACAAUGCUGCUGCGCGUCAUUGACAAAAACUAGCGAGCAAAAAGGAGAGCAUUGGAAAAUGGCGAUAAAUUAAUUGAAAUGGAUUAUAAAAAUCUUUCCCGGCGGUUUACGGUUUACCAUCGGCGUACCGAAACUAAUGAAAUCCAGCGCCCUCAGUGUGUGUGUGUGUGGUUUUUACUUUUUGCGAAACUUAUCAUUUGACCCAGUGAAUAAGCAAGUGAGUUUCUAAACAAACGGAACUCCCUGCCAGGCGUGAGGGGGGGGGGGGGGGGGGCAUGGCACAGAAAGCAAUGAUCAUAUAAAAAAUUAAUUAAAUAAAUUCGCACAAAUGACCAACCGCGCACAUUCGAAAGCGUAUCGCUGCUCUCCUCCUGUCUAGCGCUAGUGCGCACGAUCAAGUUAUUAUCUUUAGGUAAGAAGCGGUCAAUUCUCCGCGUGUGGUGUGUAAGGUUUGCUAAAUCAUUACUUUCCAAUUCCAUUCCUAUCGCCUGUCUCUCCUGCUUUAAUAUCAAGGACUGUGCAGAAGAGGUAGACUGAAGGAAGGAGUGAGUGGAGGAGAGUAGCACAAUUAUCGCGACUGUAACUGUAAUUGCUAACGGGCACAAAUAGCAUUUGAAUAAUGCAUAGAUCAAAAGCAACUGAAAUGCAACAUGAAAAACAUGAAAAUAAAAGGCUGACAAUACACACGAGACGACGGUGUAGCGACACUUGAUGAUGCACUGCCACCUCACCUUUUGGAUAGAUCUGCAUCUGUAUUAAACAUAAACUAGCAAGUAUUCGAUACAUUUCCCUUCAUAAAUCUCGUUCACAAACGCAACUCACGCACAACUACAUCUAUUUAAAAUAUACAAUAAGCCAGAAGGGGAAAGAGAAAAGGAAACAAAUCAAUUACACGAAGAACAGAGGGUGCAUUUAGCUGAUGAGCACCGAGAGGGGUAAAGCGAUUUAUUAGGAAAUUGUGUUAACGAAAUGCAUGCGGUUUGUGGUGUUCUCGCGAGUGUGUGAUAAAGAUAUGUGAAAAUUUUCAAAUAGAACAAACAAAAAAUCCUUAAACGCAUCUCUUAUCAAUGCAACAAUGCUAGGUGAGGUGUGAACGAAUAUUCUUUUCCUUGCGUAUACACAACAAACAAACGAAAAGGAACGAAAAGGCGCUUAUUGCCACCGACUGUACUUACUGCUACUUUAGAUAAGAUAGAUUUAGGAUUAAGCAGCAAAUGUUUUGUUUUUUGCUAAACAUUUUCUAUCCAGAUAUUAUCCAUCCUCUCUGCAUAUAAUUGUUAGGGCAAGCAAAAGAGCGUCGCUGACUGCAAGUGUGGUUAGCUGAAUGAUAAUUUAUUAACGGAAAUCUCCGAUCCAAUUGACACGAUAUAGGUUUACGAAUUGAUACAUUUUACCCUUAAUUCUUAGUUAACUAUUUUAAUCCUCUUCAAGUAUUUAAGAUUAAGCGAAGAAAACGACAAAAAAAACUGCACAAGAGCGAUCUUUGGCGCAGUAGCAACUAUACAUCAUCCCAACCAAUACUCCUUUACUCGUACUAUUUACGGUUAAGACAGCAUUAAAGUAAUGACACGCGCUAAGAUUGCAUAUGCAGUUCCAGCGCAACCAGUGAGACGAAGACAGAAAAGGGAACAGAGUGGAGCUGAGAGGAUCAGUAGCACAAUAAGACUUUUCUAACGAGAUGGAAUUAGAAGGGAUAGCAAGAAGAAGCAAGAAGAAAGUGCGUUUUGUGUGUGUGUUGUAUUUGAAGAGAAGCCGUGGAUGACGAUGGAACCGAAGUCAAUGAAACUGAAAAUAAACAAAACCCGAACAAAGUUUUAAA
Anopheles gambiae (African malaria mosquito) is the source of this 10548-nucleotide messenger RNA. It is a transcript of the gene Vang, whose product is annotated as vang-like protein 1. Lineage: Eukaryota; Metazoa; Arthropoda; Insecta; Diptera; Culicidae. Bases 1193 to 2974 code for a protein of 593 amino acids. Gene Ontology annotation, biological process: Wnt signaling pathway, planar cell polarity pathway; multicellular organism development; establishment of planar polarity. The transcript has a single exon. The record is from RefSeq and is a predicted model, not a curated record. Gene Ontology annotation, cellular component: plasma membrane.